Phaeodactylum tricornutum CCAP 1055/1 is the source of this 1369-nucleotide messenger RNA. RefSeq lists its product with no specific name. The transcript has a single exon. Gene Ontology annotation, molecular function: nucleic acid binding; zinc ion binding. The coding region runs from base 274 to 1284 and encodes 336 amino acids. The record is from RefSeq and is a predicted model, not a curated record. NCBI's taxonomy places the organism in Eukaryota, Bacillariophyta, Bacillariophyceae, Surirellales, Neidiaceae.
CGAGCAGAUGGUAUAUGUGUGCUUCAAGUACUAAACUGCGAUAUACUGCAAUAUACUGUACUGUAUCGUACCGUACCCCGCGAACGUGCCUCGGGAGGGAAGAGUACGGUUGGCAUGAUCGCGGGACGUUAUUGUGCCGGGUUCACGCGAGCGACUAGUAGAGGCUGGUGUUAUAUUGCUUUACCUUUACUUUGCUAGACACUGGAGCACUCCGGAGUAUGCGAUUGCUCGGGGCAUUCGUUGGAGCAUCAAAAGCUGUCGGAUACCUCCACCAUGCCGAACAGCUACACCAUCUACACGUUGAGUUUGGAGGGAGGAUGCUACUACGUGGGGAGUACUUCGCGUACAAUGUCCGAACGAUUCCAGGAACACCAGGCCGGGACAGGUUCUAGCUGGACACGACUGCACCCUCCCAUUAAGAUACGGAAAUCGUACCGGUACCACGGACCAAGUCCCGGAUUGGAAGAAGACCGGGAAGUAUACGAGCUCAUGAAAGACGUGGGCAUUGACAAGGUACGCGGCGGACAGUUUGUGCAAUUGAUCUUCACGGAAGAAACAAAACGUUCUCUACAGCGGACUCUCCGUCAUUCCGUUGGUGCUUGUAUGCGAUGCGGUCGACAAGGGCACGUCAUCUUGGCUUGUCGUGCGGUGACCGAUCUUUACGGUACGGUCAUACCACGCCCAAGCGAGACUAACCGCUCCACCCACAAGUCGGAGGUCCGGUCAACGGUCACUCAGAAACCAAGGGCGCGUACGGUGAAUUCCAAAACGUGUGCACGCUGUGGACGGUCUAGCCACGACGAAAAUCGGUGUUACGCCACGACACAUAGCAGCGGCCGAGUGCUGGAGUCAGAAGAAAACGAGAUGGAGCCGAUGCCCCGGCGAGCGGUCGCUCAAAAGCCGAGGGCGCGCAAGGUGGAUUCCAAAACGUGUGCACGCUGUGGACGGUCUACCCACGACGAAAGUCGAUGUUACGCCACGACACAUAGCAGCGGUCGAGUGCUGGAGUCAGAAGAAGACGAGAUGGAGCCGAUGCCCCGGCGAGCGGUCGCUCAAAAGCCGAGGGCGCGUACGGUGAAUUCCAAAACGUGUGCACGCUGUGGACGAUCUACCCACGACGAAAGUCGAUGUUACGCCACGACACAUAGCAGCGGUCGAGUGCUGGAGUCGGAAGAAGACGAAAGUGACGACGAAGAUUUCUUUUGCAGUCGAUGCGGCCGCAGUGGUCAUGAUGCGGAGGAAUGCUACGCGAGAAGCGACGCGAAUGGCCGAAGAUUAUGGUAGGUCCGCAACAGUUUUAUAGAUUCUUGGUGACCGGCACUCUUAAAGUUAGUUGACGCCAAUAUUAUUAAACCUUUUUUGGAAACGC